Messenger RNA from Heterotrigona itama, 422 nucleotides. Lineage: Eukaryota; Metazoa; Arthropoda; Insecta; Hymenoptera; Apidae. The record is from the annotation of a GenBank genome assembly.
UUAUAUGAUGAUAUCAGUCAACCAGUCGCGUCUAGUAAAAAGUGCAGCAAACGACCGAUAUUUGUAGGCGUAGAUUAGAAUGGCAGCGAUUGAGAAGAAACAAGUAUAGCUCACCAAAAAAACGAAGAUAAGAGAAAUAGAGGUGCAAAAGCUGCAACGAUAAUCCUUACGGUUAGAACGCUUGAAAGGCAAGAUGAUUUGGCAGUGGAAGAUUUUAUACAGGAUAUACGAGAUGCGAGGAUACAAUGCAACGAUAAGCACAUGCUAUUGAAAUUGAUACUAUCAAAAAUGAUAACUGGACAUGAAGAAAGUUCGAUCAAGAAAAAACAGCUACGAAAACUUACAUUAACGGUAUUAAACAUGAAAUUGGUACAAUCCUGAAAGCAAACGAACUAGCUACGAUGAAGAGCAAUAUAGACCGA